AUGAAAUUUGAAAAGAAACAAAGAUCAACUACUAUAUCUGAAUUUCGUAGACAACAGGAUAAACCAGAAAAGGAUGAUAAUGAUAAAAAUAGUGAUGGUGAUAAAAAAGGAAGAAAAUUAGUUAGAUCACAACCAUUUAAAAUUUCAAGAUCAAAUUCAAUUCAUGUUUAUCAAGAAUAUGGUAAAAAUACAAAGUUAAGAAAUUUAACAGAAUCAAAUUUAAACUCACCAAUGUCAAGUAAAAGUGUUAGAGUUGAUCAAAAUCAAAAUAUCGAAAAAAUUGUCACAGUUUCAAAACCAUUAAUUCCAAAUACAGUCGAUGACGAUAAUGCACAAACACCAAACUCAUCUGUUGAUCAACCUAGAAAUUUAACAAAUCCAACAGUUAUAAUUAGAAAGAAACAUGUAACUGACUCAGAUUAUAAUGUGAAUGAAUCUCCAAUUUUUAAAAGUGCGGCUGAACCUUCUAUCAAAAACGAAUCAUCUUCACCUUCAAUACUAUAUCCAUUAUUAGAUAAUGUACAGAUUGAUGAUAAAUUUGAAUCAGGAGAAUCAUCGAUUGUUUCAAAUGAUAUUUCUUAUACAUCACCAGUACCAAAAUUUACAAUUUCCAAAAAAUUUAUUAUAAAUUCAUUAAUUGCAGUUAUUAUAAUAUUAUUAGCCAUUUGUUCACCAACAAUAAUCAUAUUAUUUCACGGUACAUAUUAUACAGUUAAUAAAUAUUUUGCAAACUCAUCACAUUUAUCACAUUUACAAGAAUUACAAAAUAAAUAUUUACCAGAAAAUGUUCAAUUGCAAAAUGUAGUUACAAAUAAUCUAUUUUAUGGAAUUGCAUAUGGACCUAAGAAUAGUUUAGAACCAAAUUGUGGAUUUAAUAAACGUGAAGCAAUGUUGGAUUUAGCUAAAUUAUCAACAAUAACUAAAAGAUUAAGAAUUUAUGGUAUGCAAUGUAAUCAAGCUGAUAUUAUUCUAGAUUCAAUUCAGUAUAUGAAUUUAGAUAUGAAAUUAUCAUUAGGUGUUUGGAUUGGUUCAGAUGAUAGAUCAAAUAGAAAUCAAAUGGAAUUAAUGAAACGAGUUAUAAAUAAAUAUCCAUCAAGAUUAUUUCAUACAAUUUUCGUUGGGAAUGAAGUUUUAUUUAGAAAUGAUAAAUCAAAACAAGAGUUAAUUUCAUAUAUUCAAGAAGCAAAACAAUUUUUAAGACUGGAAAAUAUUUUUGAUAUUCCAAUUGGAACAGCAGAAAUUGGAAGUUUAAUUGAUGCUGAUUUAUUAAGAAAUUGUGAUUUUGUAGGUGCUAAUAUUCAUCCAUUUUUUGGUGGUGUACCAGUUGAAGAAGCAAGUCAAUGGACUUUACAAUUUUUAAAUCAUCAAAUUCAACCAAGGAAUCAAGGUAUAAAUACUCCGAUCAUUAUAUCUGAAGUUGGAUGGCCAAGUGGUGGUGGAUCAUAUCAAAGAUCAAUUGCAAGUUUUGCAAAUUCAAGAUAUUUUGUAAACAGUUUUUUAUGUACUUUUAGAAAUUUACCAAUCCAAUAUUAUUAUUUCGAAGCAUUUGAUGAACAAUGGAAACAAUUAUAUUGGGAACCAGAAAAAAGAUGGGAAACACAAUGGGGAAUUUUUAAUGAAGAUAGACUGAAUAAAUUUAGUUUACAAAAUAUAGGGUGUAUAUGA
Messenger RNA from Insectozyma verbasci, 1665 nucleotides. NCBI's taxonomy places the organism in Eukaryota, Fungi, Ascomycota, Pichiomycetes, Serinales, Debaryomycetaceae. The record is from the annotation of a GenBank genome assembly.